Molecule: messenger RNA, 174 nt
Organism: Uncinocarpus reesii 1704
Lineage: Eukaryota; Fungi; Ascomycota; Eurotiomycetes; Onygenales; Onygenaceae
Exons: 2
Coding region: 1-174 (57 amino acids)
Biological process (GO): translation
Cellular component (GO): mitochondrion; ribosome
Molecular function (GO): structural constituent of ribosome
Source: RefSeq, a predicted model, not a curated record
AUGGCCAAAAAAGCCAAAUCCCGCACUAUCGCCGUUCGCCUUCUGAGCAUGGCCAUGACCGGUUACUAUAAGACCCUUGUCCGACCUCGCGCAAGCAGACCGCUCAGCAUGCUCAAAUACGAUCCAGUCGUCAAGAAAAAGGUUUUGUUCCUCGAGGUUAAACGGGGCAAAUAG